Molecule: messenger RNA, 8311 nt
Organism: Antechinus flavipes (yellow-footed antechinus)
Lineage: Eukaryota; Metazoa; Chordata; Mammalia; Dasyuromorphia; Dasyuridae
Gene: SLC1A6
Product: solute carrier family 1 member 6
Exons: 10
Coding region: 435-2129 (564 amino acids)
Biological process (GO): L-glutamate transmembrane transport
Cellular component (GO): plasma membrane
Molecular function (GO): neutral L-amino acid transmembrane transporter activity; L-glutamate transmembrane transporter activity; glutamate:sodium symporter activity
Source: RefSeq, a predicted model, not a curated record
CAUGACAACAGACAGACAUCUCCCUUCCCACCCCUUUCCCACCAGCGAGGCUUCUUGCCUGUUUACAGGAGAGAGGCCAAGGAUCAGGGGUGGGCGGGGGAACCCUGGUCCCCCAGAGUCAGUCCCCCUCCUUUCUUCCCUCCCCCUCAGCUUACACGUGAGUGCAGGGACAACCCGGAUCACUCCGUGGCUUCCCAUUCUCAUCUUCCUCCUCGGAGCUUCCCUCCUUCUCGCAGCUCAGCUAUCUCCGGGGCAAUAAGUCCUCAUCUCUGCCAGUGCUCAGUCUUUCCCAUCUGGUCCAUAACCAAAUCCCAAGGCUGUGAACAGCCUGCCUGGGAGGCUGCAGCACAGCUGCAUCUGGGCCGAGGCUGCCCCCAGGGCAACCGGAGCUGGGGCUCCCUGUGUGCUUUCCCUCCAAAGCACUGUUUCUAAGGAUGAGUAGCCACGCCAAUAGCCUUUUCCUGAGGGAAAGUGUUUCCCAACGUCUCGGGAGGCAAAGUUGGCUACAGGGGUUGCAGGACUCCAUGCAACAGCGUGCUGCUCGAACCCGGUUGCAAAUCCAAACUAUGAACCGGGAGCGAUUGUUCCGAUUCCUACGAAGAAACGCCUUCAUUCUUCUUACAGUCAGUGCUGUGAUCAUAGGGAUCAGCCUUGCCUUUGCUCUACGCCCUUAUCAACUGACUUAUCGACAGAUUAAAUACUUCUCUUUUCCCGGAGAGCUGCUAAUGAGAAUGUUGCAAAUGUUGGUUUUGCCUCUCAUUGUCUCCAGCCUCAUCACAGGUAUGGCAUCUCUGGACAACAAGGCUUCAGGGCGGAUGGGGAUGCGGGCUGCUGUUUACUACAUGGUGACAACGAUCAUUGCAGUCUUCAUUGGCAUCCUCAUGGUCACUAUCAUCCAUCCUGGGAAAGGAUCGAAGGAAGGGUUGCACCGGGAGGGCCGCAUUGAAUCUAUCCCUACAGCUGAUGCCUUCAUGGAUCUUGUCAGGAAUAUGUUCCCACCCAACCUUGUGGAAGCCUGCUUCAAACAGUUCAAGACCCAGUACAGCACCAGAGUGGUGACCAGGACUGUCAUGAAGAUGGAAAACAGAACAGGACUGGGUAUCUCUCCUUCACCUCUUUCUUUAAUGGACAACGGUACUAGUGUCUUGGACAAUGUUACGCGUGCCCUUGGCACCCUACAAGAGGUAAUGAGUUUUGAGGAGACUGUGCCUGUACCUGGCUCAGCUAGUGGAAUCAAUGCUCUGGGCUUGGUGGUAUUCUCAGUCAGUUUUGGCCUGGUCACUGGCAGCAUGAAACAAAAGGGCCAUGCCCUGAAGGUAUUCUUCAACAGCCUCAACGAAGCCAUCAUGAGACUCGUUGGUGUCAUUAUCUGGUAUGCUCCUGUGGGUAUCCUCUUCCUCAUUGCUGGGAAGAUCCUAGAGAUGGAGGACACAGCUGUGGUUGGUGGACAGCUGGGCAUGUACACACUGACUGUCAUCGUGGGCUUGCUCAUCCAUGCUGGGGGCGUUCUUCCACUCCUCUACUUCCUCAUCACACACAAGAACCCCUUCCCCUUCAUCGCUGGUAUGCUGCAGGCUCUCAUCACAGCCAUGGGCACUUCUUCCAGCUCAGCAACUCUGCCCAUCACCUUCCGAUGCUUGGAGGAGAACCUUGGCAUGGAUAGACGUAUCACCAGGUUUGUGUUGCCUGUGGGAGCAACCAUCAACAUGGAUGGCACUGCCCUCUAUGAAGCCUUGGCAGCUAUCUUCAUAGCCCAAGUCAACAAUUAUGAACUCAACUUGGGACAGAUCACAACUAUCAGCAUUACAGCCACAGCUGCCAGUAUAGGGGCUGCAGGCAUUCCCCAGGCUGGCCUUGUCACCAUGGUCAUUGUGCUUACAUCAGUUGGGCUCCCAACAGAAGACAUCACUCUCAUCAUAGCUGUGGACUGGUUCUUGGACCGCCUCCGAACUACCACUAAUGUUCUGGGGGAUUCAGUGGGUGCUGCCAUCAUUGAGCAUCUGUCUCGGAAGGAGUUGGAGCUGCAGGAUGCUGAACUAAGCCUCCCAAGCCUCGGAAAGUCUUAUCAACUUAUCGCUCAGGAGAAGGGAGCCAAUCGAGCUCGGGGAGGCAAUGAAAGCAAUAUGUGAAUGACUGAUGGGUCCCCAGGCUAGAGCCAGAGUCAAAUUGCCCAUAGCUGGAGGACUAGAAACCCAUGUCUGAGGGUUCCUGGCCCAUCUGGUUUUGAGUCCAAAGGCACCAGCUGCUCGGCCCUAUCUGGAUCCUUUAGAAGAAAAAUAAUGAAAGUUUCUACAAGGUUUCAUUUCCUGCUCAGUAUGUUGGGAGUUAACCUUCACAGCCUAGGCAUAUGGGGUGAUAUGGAUAUGAAUAAAACCCAGCUCAUCCUAGGAUUUCUUGAGGGGGGAAGGGAGGGAACUGCCCUGUCCAAAUGUUCUCUGGGGAAGAGGGGGAAGGGAAAAGUCUCUGUUCCUGUGAUGCUGGACUGUGUGUCUCGGAAGCCCUUGUGCUAGUGUUCCCAAGGAAGAAAGAGAAAGAAAAAGUGUUAGAGCAUCUCCUGGGAAGCUAGGAGGAGGAGGGAGAGGAGACUAGGUAGCAGCAGUCCCUAGUCUAGGGUUCCUUGAGAAGGAAAGGGAAAUUGAGGGGAGAGAGUGGCAUGAGAAAUGGUCUUUGUCUCUCUGCUUGAAGAUCCAGACCUUUUGCUGGUACAGACGCCCCUCCCCCUAAUCUUGGUCCCAAGUAAAUCUUCCUAUUCACCUUUCCUCUGUGUUCUUUUCUUCACUCCUCAUAAUUUAUAAUCUUCAACAAUGUAAGAUGGAAGUAUCCAACAAUGAACACUCACUUGGUCACAGGCUGAAUCUUUCCCUUUCUUGUAUUUCCUGCCAUAGACCACAAAGACUGCUCUGUAGGCUUUCAUAACACCUCAGAAUUGAAGCCAUCCAGUCCAACCUGUACUUGAAUAAAAAUUCUCUCUUCUAUCCUCUAACUUCCUAGCUUCUUCCCCUGCCUUUAUCACUUCCAAGUUUCUCAAAAUUUGCAGUAAAGAAAAGGGGUUUUUGGGAGAAAGAAUCUUAAGGUUAUAGUUUCAGGGGAAAUAGAUGCUUUACAGGAUCACAGAUACAAAGUUGGAAGGGAUAAUCUCACAUGUAUGAAUAUUGCACCUCUUUCUAGAAACACCUUCCUCCCAUGGAUCCUAUAAGUAGACAGGCCAAUGGACAGGGCUAGAAUAACAUUACUUAGAACCAAUACAUGGUAGUUUGAGCUUGAAAUAUCCUGCUUCUAUACUUCUUGCACACCUGAAAAUAUUGAAUCCCAGCCUUUUAGUACCCUGACUCCCUCACGUCUUGUUUGGUUUAGGUCAAUGAUUUUCAAAUUAUGAAACCCUUUUUAUGAUGUAAAAUUAUUUUCAUAAUUAUAUUAAUUUUAAUAUAUUUUAUAUUAAUUUUAUUUAUUUUAAUUUCUAAUUUGGUGAAAAUGAAUGGUAAAACCCAUCAAAACUAAUUCUUUUUAGGGUUCUCAAUAAUUUUGAAAUGUGCAAAAGGCUAAAAAGCUUAAGAAACAUUGGUCUAGGCUUUAACUUAAUACAUGGUCUUUUAUAAUUAUACAAAUUUAUCUCACUAAGAUUAUCUUCUUCCUGACUUUAUGUGACUCAAAGAGAUACACACUCAUAGUGUAGGGUAGUUCUCAUUUAUUGAAUGAUAUAAGAAAGAAAAACCACUACAUUAAAAUAUUUCUACCACUGAGAAAUGGUUGCAUCAGUAAAACCUGAAAUCUACAGAUUUACGUUAGUACCAUUCUUCAGCCAGGUGUUCUGGGCAUACCUGGAUUGCCUUCAUAGAAGUAUUUUCCAGCACUCCAUUUUUAAAGCCCAUGGCGGGGUGGGAAGAAGAAAGGGAAGCAGGGAAAGAUCAACACUCCUGCUUCCACAAUCAGGCAAUCAAAAGAUCCAAGGUUAAGAGCCACUUUGAUGUUCUCCCAAGGAGGUUAUCACUUCUUUCCAUUCUUCCCCUUUAACUUUCCCUUCAGCAUGCUGCCAUAAACAUUUUCUUGCUGGGUCUCUUCUGGUAUAUUGACCAAAAAACAACUAUGAAAAUUCAAAAACUGCUAGCUUUGAUCCACAGUAACCUAGGUAUACUGGGUAUCUUCCCCUCAAAGCAAGUUCAUUCUCCAGUGCUCAUUUCUUUCAAUUACAUUGGCCACUAUUUCCAAACAGUUAUAAUAAAACCAUAGACUUAAAGCUAAAAAGGAUUUCAAAUUAUCAUCUAGUCCAAAUCCUUUCAUCUUAUAGGCAAGGAAAUGAAGAUCCACAGUGGUCAAGUGGUUUGCUAAAGAUUGUAAAUGAUUUUCAGAGUUAGGAUUUAAUCUCAGGUCCUCUGACUUCAGAGCAAGGAUAAUUACAGGGGAGGAAACCCCAAUGGUUUCAAAAUCCAGAAUACAUAUAGAUGAGGAAACUAUGCUGCAGAGAUAUUAAGGUCAUAUAGGUAGUGAAAAUCUGGACCUAGGUUGUCUGACUCCACACUCUGUAUUCUUAUUUACUGUACCUAUUUGCUGAUUCCUGGGAUAUUUAAUAAUGACAAAAACAGCAGGGAAAACAUCAAAAAUAGCUAGAACUUAUAUAAUUCUUUAAAGUUUUCAAAGUACCCUACAAAUGUUAUUUCAUUUGAAUUUCACAACAAUUCUGGGAGAGAGAUGCUACUAUGAGUUCCUUUUACAGUUGAGGAAGCUGAGGCACAUAGAGGUUAAAUGACUUGCCUGUGGUCACACAACUAUAAGUGACUGAGGUCAGAUUUGAACUCAGGUCUUCCUUAUUCUAAGUCUAGUACUCUAUCUAUUGAACCCAAGCUCUUAGCCAAAAAUUAUUUUUUAAAAAUAGAAACACCAAACUCAUCUCAACAAACACAUAUUGCGUACUUGCCGUGAUCAAAGCCCUGAACUUGGCACCAAGGCAAUACCUAAAUUAAAAAAAAAUUAAAGACAUAGUCCAUACAGGUAGGAAAUUAAAGAUGGAAUGUGCAGUACAUGACAGAGAAGUUAUGUAAUAUACACAAAAAAUAAAUCAAAGCUAUGAGACUAAUAUAGUUUGCAUAGAUUCUAGGAAGGAGAGUAUGUUACAAUAUCUCAUACUAUUGUUUUAGACAAGGAAACAAAAUGUGUAACACAAUUACAUAAAUUAAAAACUAUGAAUGAUCAGACUCUUGAGUAGAUUUUAAUGGUUCAAUGGUCAACAAAUUGAUUCAGAUUGAAUGUAAAUAGCAGUCAUUUCUGCAUUGGCCAGAAAUCUUGAAGGUCUCCCCCUUCCAAAUUAAUUCACUUAUUCAUUCAUUCAUUUAGUUUUCUUUUUGACUAGGUGAAAGAGGAGAUUCUUUCCUCAUUUGCUACCUACCCUUAAUCACUUAUUCGGUGUGACCUGAGAAAAUUGAGACCUGUAGAAGACCUUAGCUUAAGAAGGCCAAAGUCUUACAUUUCAUGCAGGGCUAUCUCCAGUCAUCUUGAUCUACAUCUUGUCAUUGGAUCCAGAUGGCUCUGGAGAGAAAAUGAAGCAGGUGACCUUGCACAGUCCUCCCUCACUUGAAUCCAAUUCCCUUGCAUGUGAUGGCAUUGCCUUCCUGAUGCCAUGGUCUUCUUCCAGAAUGAAGCUCUGGUGGCCAGGAAUCUGUGAUGAUCCCUGAACCAUCCAACAUUUUUAUCAAUGAUCUGGAUAAAAGUCAUCAAAUUUGCAAAUGACAUAAAAUUGGGAAGGAUGGGGGCAAUUUAUAUGAUAGAAGGGGGAUACAAAAAGAUUUUUACAACUGAGAGCUGAAUCUACUAAGAUAAAAUUCAAUAGGCACAAAUAUAAAGUUUUACAAAAUGGGAAAAGCUUUGUCAUUCAACAGUUAUUAUGAAAGACCUUUGGAGUUUGGUGGACUGAAAACUCAAAAAGACAAAUUCAGCAAUACAAUGUGGCAACUGCCAAGACUAAUAAAAUCUUGGGUUACAUUAAGAGAGAAAUAAGUUUUAAGAAUAAGAAGAUGAUCAUCUCUCUGUACUCUGCCUUCAAGAUCAUACUCAUCAGGACUCUUGUAUUUUUUUCUGGACAUUACAGUUCAAGAACAGCAUUGACAACUUGGAGAGCAAACAGAGGAGGACAAAGAGGAUGCUGAAAGGUCUUGAAUUCAUGUCACAUAUGUUCUUUCUUAGAUGAGAAGUUUAGUAAUGGAGUUUCUUAAUCAAAGGCUAUGAACAUUAUAGGCACUUUGUUGGCAUAAUUCCAAAUUGAUUUGCAAAAUAGUUGCACUAUUUCACAGCUACACAAGCAAAGUCUGAAUAUGCCCAUCAUUGAGCAAUUCCUUCAAUACUGACUGUGGUCAUUUUGAUUACCUUUGUCAAUUUUCAAGAUGUAGGUGGAAAUGGCAGACUUGUUUUCAUUUUCUUAUUAUUGGUGAUUUGGCUUAGUUGCAAUUUGUCUUUUGAGAACUAUUUGUUCACAGGUUUUAUCCAUUUGUAUACUGAGGAAUAGUUAUUAGUCAUUUAUGUAUUUACAUAUAAUAAACAUACAUUUUUGUAUAGUUCACAUAUCUUGGAUAUACCCUCAUUAUUGAAAUUUUAUCUUGGAUACAUUAAUUUUGCCAUGAUAAAAGUUUUUCAUUUCCUUGUAAAGUUUUAUGUUUUGUAAUUGCCUAUCUCUUACUUGUUUAAGAUUAUAUCUAUGACUCUGCCUUUCUUUAAAUUCAAUUCAUGAAUAAGUUAAGACAUCACCUUAUGAUGUUUGGUCCUCUUCAAAAAAUAAGGACAAUCAACAACAAUACCUUUCUUUAGCUGCAAGAUAUGAUCUGUUUCUAUGCUAUUUAAAAAAAAUAGUAUGGUAUUUAAUAUUAUGGUUCAGUAUCCAUUUGGGCAGCUAUGUGACGCAGUGGAAAAAGGACUGGGGAUGGAGUCAGGAAGAACUACAUUAUAAUCCAAUUUCAAAUACUAACUCUGUGACCCUGGCUGAGUCACUUAACCCUCUUUCCUUAUUUGUAAAAUGAGCUGAUAAAGGAAAUGGCAAACCAACUCCAGUAUCUUUGCUAAGAAAAUCCCAAAUGGGGUCACAAAGAGUCAGAUACAACUGAAAAAUGACUAAACUGAUUCUUUUGGAAUUUUUGUAUAACACAUCAUAAUCUAUUGUUAAGCCUAAUUUCUGUAAGAAUUUUUUUCUAGUUUUCUCAAUUGUUUUUAUCAAAUAAAUAGGUAAUUUGUUUUCUUUCUGGAUCCUACCACUGUGAGCAGUCAGUGGUCUUCAGACCAUUAUGGGUCUUCAGAGUACUACUGGACAUGGCCAGCCAUAUUCUUGAGAAGAGUCAGGAGCCAAAGGAGUGGGAAAGAGGAGACAGCUUUAUUGCCAAUCAGUUACAUGUUCAGGAACUCCUCUCCCCUUGACUCUCCACUUGUCUUCUUUUUUAUACCCUAUAGCUCCCAGUGCCACAUAUAAGCCUAAAGAAUUGUAGCCAAGUUAAAGCUGGGGAGCGUCUUCUCAGAUCUUUGUGUUCACUCCUGCUCAUUCAUCCCUGGUCAAGGUAUUCUCAUGCUUAACAGCAAACAUCCUGAGGUGCUCAGCAAAGUUUAACAAUCAUAAUCUCAGUUUGAUGGAAAACAGGCUCUGAGUACAUACACAAUGGAGUCUCUAAGUACCAAUAGCAGUUCUGCUUGUACCCAUUCUUAUUCACUGUUGCUAUCCAUUAACCUGAUAAAUUGACCCUGCACUAACCCACCUUAGUAUUUUCUCAUUUUCUCAGGCUAAGUCUUCAACAAGGCUCCUAAUAGUUUUCCAUUUUAUUAAAUUCUCUGUUAGUGAAUUCCAUUGUUUCUGCUUCUCUUUUGUGUAAUCUGUUCCAUAGAUAUAACUCUGAAUUUUAAAUUAGAUGGUUUUGAUGAAUGCUGCUUUAUAGUAUCGUUUGAGGCCUGGAAUUGCUAUCCCUCCUUCAUUCCUUUCUUUUUCCAUCAUUUCCCUUGCUAUUUUAGGUUUUUUCCCAAUGAAUUUUUAAAAUUUCUUUUUAUCAAUUUGUAUAAUUCAUCUCUUUGGUAAUUUGAUUAGUAUAGCCUAAAAGACAACCUUGAGAGUAAUGUCUUCUUUAUUAUAUUGGUAUGGUCCAAUCAUGGGCAUUGUAUUUUCUUCUAUUUACAUUAUUAUUUUUUUUAAUUUAAGAAAUACUUUGUAAUUGAAUCUAUACAAAUUAUUUGUGUGCUUUGGUGAAUUAAUCCCCACAUAUUGUAUGUGUUCUGUAGUUAUUUCUAUGAGAUUUCCUUUUCUAUUAUUGCUUCCUGGAUUUUGCUAUUAUUAAAUAGAAAUGUGGUUGAA